AUGCAGAAAGCGACAACAGGAACGACGCAGAGAACAACGACUCAGGCUUCCUCGCCUGUCCCGCUCGCAUGUCGUGCUUGUCGGAAGAAACAUCUCAAGUGCGACGGCCUACAUCCGGUCUGCAGCCGAUGCCGGAAAACGCGCACCUUAUGCGAAUACACCCCGUCUCGCCGUGGCUACAGGUCGACACCUAAGCCAACUAUAGCCGCAAGGACUAGUAUAAGUUCUCCAUCUGGCUCAUCUGUACCGUCUGACAAUCAGUCCAAGUCGCCAAACAACUUCGAUUUCAACAAUGUGAUGCAGACGCCAGAAUGGGCAGCUCAAGAUCCUUCGAUCAUGAACGCUAGCUCCUCCACAGAGUCCUUGGAUACAUCGCCUCUAGCAUUGCUAGAUCAAGGGAUUCUACGUCGUAACAACCUCAUCUCAAAAGUUGGUGACCCGAUGUAUACCGAUGACAGUGAUGCGCGACUGGUUGACUUUUACUACGCCUUUUUCCACGAAUCUCAUCCAAUAAUGCCCCCUACCCACUUGCUGCAUUUCAUUUCCCCGUUUCCAGCAUGUUUGAAGACAGUUAUGAAAUUCGUUGGCGCUCAUUUUGCUUUCGGAGUGUCUACCGAUGCCUACAAAAUUUCCACAGCCAAAGCGAUUGAGAAUGAUCGGGAACCGUCCUAUCAGAAAGUCCAAGCUCUCCUUCUCUUUUCAACGAUUCUCCACGCGCGAAACGAUCGCGAAGAGGCCAUCUCUUACUUCUCCAUUGCGGUUAACUUAGCCGUUGAACUGGGCAUGCACCGGAAAUCCAUGGUUGAAGUUCUCGCAGGCGGUAACUUUGUUCGUGAAGAGAGCAUAAGGCGAACUUGGUGGGAAAUCUACAUGACCGAUGUCAUGUUUGGGGCAUUUGAUCACUGUCCCUUGAAGAUUGGAAACUUGACCAUGGACGUACAUCUUCCCAGCGAGGAGGCUAGUUACUGCACCGGCAUCAGCCUCGUUGAGCCACCGUCAACCACCCAAUUCUAUAACCGUGUAUUUGCCGAUCACUCACCUAAAUACUCGUCUUUCUGCUAUGCAGUCGAAGCAACUCACCUGUUGAAGCGGGGAAUAGCCCUCGGUGUCACACUUGACGACGAAGACGUACGUGACCAAGUUGAAGCUCUCGAAGCAAAUAUCGGUAGCUGGUUCCGCCAUGCACCAGAGGACAGGCCCAACGCUCUAUGCAUUGACGGAACCGUCGACCAGGUAUUGUUCCGCGCCUACAUGCUGGUCCACUGUGCCUCAAUAUAUCUCCACCUGCCACGAUCGUGUCUAAUGGCCUCCCCUACCGCUAAUGCCACCAUUGCCUGUGCGCGCAGGGGAACCUACCUGCCGCCCACUUCCCACACACUCACGCACGCCUCCAAAGCGCUCGAGGCUGGGAACGGGAUCGUUGCCCUGGGCUCCAUCCGCACCCCUCUCCUCAAGCACACUCCCUUUUUUAUCUGCGGCCUUGUCCUUGGCGCAGUCGUUGAACUCUGCGCCUGCUCCGUCAAUGUCGGGCACUCGAUCGAGCCCCGCAGGGACCGCAUAGCGUUGAUCGUUGGAGAACUGAAAGCACUGGACCGCACAUGGGCGCUGGCGCAUCAGGUUAUGUGGCAUAUCAAAAUGUUGGCACGAGAGGUGUUGGAGAUUGGUCUCUUGCCACCUACUCAAGCGACUUUGGAAGAUCCGGGCCCAGACGUUAAUGUGUUGCUGUAUAGUGAUAUGUGGUUGGGAGAUAUUACCAUGAACCCGAAUAUGUAG
This is a messenger RNA of Blastomyces dermatitidis ER-3, 1773 nucleotides long. Its product is annotated as C6 transcription factor. NCBI's taxonomy places the organism in Eukaryota, Fungi, Ascomycota, Eurotiomycetes, Onygenales, Ajellomycetaceae. The coding region runs from base 1 to 1773 and encodes 590 amino acids. Gene Ontology annotation, molecular function: DNA-binding transcription factor activity, RNA polymerase II-specific; DNA binding; zinc ion binding. The record is from RefSeq and is a predicted model, not a curated record. Gene Ontology annotation, biological process: regulation of DNA-templated transcription; DNA-templated transcription. The transcript has a single exon.